Molecule: messenger RNA, 510 nt
Organism: Fraxinus pennsylvanica
Lineage: Eukaryota; Viridiplantae; Streptophyta; Magnoliopsida; Lamiales; Oleaceae
Source: the annotation of a GenBank genome assembly
AUGGAUGAGCUUCUCCAAAAAGGAUAUGGACUGGGGUUUGGAAUUUCACUCUUCAUAGCAACCAAUAUUUGCGAAAGCAUCAUUUGGAAAGCUUUUAGCCCUACCACUAUCAACAGUGGACGUAGAGCUGAAUUUGAAGGGUUCCGUGUGGUUUCCCCUGCGAGGCCGAAGAACGCACGUGGGCAACAGGGUUCAUAUCCAAUUAAGUUGUUCUAUACUUCCAAUAUGCCCGUCAUUUUGCAGUCUGCACUUGUAUCCAAUCUUUACUUCAUUUCCCAGGAACAACAAAUGGUGAUGCCUGGACAACAGGAAUCAAAUCUACAGAAGGAGCUGAACCGCUAUAUACCUACUGCAGCAGCCUUUGAUGACAUGUGCAUUGGCGGACUAACUGUGUUGGCUGAUCUCAUAGGGGCAAUUGGUUCAGGGAUCGGGAUUCUGCUAGCCGUCACUAUCAUAUAUCAGUAUUUUGAGACAUUUGAGAAGGAGAAGACCAGUGAGAUUGGUUUCUAG